Molecule: messenger RNA, 6108 nt
Organism: Acanthoscelides obtectus
Lineage: Eukaryota; Metazoa; Arthropoda; Insecta; Coleoptera; Chrysomelidae
Source: the annotation of a GenBank genome assembly
GUAAUAUCGAGAGUUGCAGUAAUUCCGACUCUGUCUCGGAGAAGGUUAUUGUUUUUAUUACCAUUGGAUUAGCCCGUUACAAAGUCUGGACAUGAGAUGGCGCGUGCAGCGUGAUUUUUAACGGUUUCUCCAGGUUUUUUGAUGUUUAUGUCCAAGCUGUCCUCGUCCCGAUUGGAGACCGAUGUAAUAACAAAAUCUAAAAUUUUCCAAAUUCUACCUUACGAACAGUUCUAAUAGAGGUGAAGGUAAAUUAUAGAUCUAAAUAUAAAUAUGCCAUAAAAGUAGAAUACCUUUUAAAUAUACAUAUGACGUCAUCCUUGUACCAGCUCACGUAAUGAGUGCUUUCAAUGACCGUAUUUACGUUAACUUCAGUUUUUUCAAAGUUUCGACGAAUGACUCAGUGAUUCUGGUGAUUCUCAGUGAAGAUAUGUGAGGUGCAGAAUUUGUCAAAGUAUUUGAUAAAAAGCAUCAGUAUAAAGCAGAUACGCCAACAUGGAGUUGAGGUCUAGUAGAUCUAGGUCCAAGACCCCCUUUACUCAGAUAGAAAGCUUCGAUAAAGAGCUUAUUGAGAAGGGGAACCAUGUAGAAAAGACAGUGGUCAGAACGACGAGGAGGACUACUACAUUUAGGACAAACGAAGGCGCGACCAGUUCGACUGACGAGAUUGCGUAUGUUAAACCCAUGAGGAGGACGGCCCGAUCGGAGACAAAGAACGUCAAACGGCUGUACAAGACCUCAGACUACUCAUCGGAGGAUGGCGAGAAUGAGGUCACGUCCACGAAGACGAUCAGUCAGAACGAUAAAAACCAGAUAAUCGAGGAUGCCAGAGCGGCGGCGAAUGGCAACAGUGAGGUCUCUGCUUUAGACCUCUACAAGAAGUCAGGGCGAUAUUGGGACAUCUACCCGAAAACUGACUGGACAUACUCUCAGCAUUCGAAAGACAGAGUCGAACUGGCCCCCGGCGUGGUGGCCAUGCCAAACAUGUCUCGAAAGACGAUACAUGCUGUCCACGAAUCAGACAGCGGGUCGUACGUCAACAAACAGACCAACACCGAAGCAUACAUGAAGUCCAAUGCUUACAGUACAUCAGAUGCUGCCUACUAUGGGUAUAAGCCUAGGGUGCUGUUCAACAACAACUACAGUGAUGAAUGCAGGUACCUUGAGAGAAGCAGCUGGUACUCAUACUGGUCCAGAAUCAGAAGAUCCGUCUCAAAGGUGUUCUCUCUAACGGUAUUCUAUUAUGCCCUUUCUAUACUACACUACACAUUUACUGUGCAGACCAAGUGGUUUGCUAAACUUCACCAGUUGACAAGCAGAGUGAUGCUGUUUGACACGUGGUUGCUGUGGAAGACGAGGAGCAACUCUAAUAAAUCGAGCAAGCUGGUGCUGUUGUGUUUGCUGCCUUUGCUACUUUUUGGAGGGUGGUGGAUGCUAUCAAACCUAGGAGGAUUUUUAUACGGGACCUACUUUAACUCUACCUCAAUUGCCACCCCAGUAGUGACACAUGGAGAAAUUUACGCAGAUGUUAACAGAAACACCGAGGAAAAGUUAGAUAGAGGUUACACAGAAAAGAUUGUCAAAGUGACUGAGAAGGUUUACAUUGAACCACCAAGGGCAAAUGAAAUUGCAGCUGGAUUAACAAAUGAGCAGCUAAGGGUUAUAUCCGACUCGUUGAGGCAAUCUAUCAAUAUUGACAAGGAAUUUAAUACUGACGAAAUCAUUCAGAAAAUCUUGAUAUCUCCUACGUUCAAAAAUAUUGUUAAUAACUUCAAUAAAGUAGAAUUUACUAAUGACAGAAAUGAAGAUGUUUUACUACAGCAACAGAAAUUGAUUGACGAUUUGAAAGACGAAUUGAGCAAACUUAAGCUAGGCGUGACAGAAUCAGAGCAAAACUGGAAAGAUCAAGUUCACAAUAUUUUGAACCAAUUCAAAACGGAAACCAUACACCAGCAUAUCAGUAAUAUCAACAAAAGAGACACGUCCGGGAAUGAUAAUAUGGAGAUUUUAAACAAUCAAAAAACGAUAAUUGAAAACUUGCAAGACGAGAUUAAUAAGAUCAAAAUAGGUAUGAAAGAAACGGAGCAAAAUUGGAAGGAUCGGUUAAGUAGCAUUUUAUCCCAACUCAAAGCUGAGUCUAUGCAGAAUAAUGCACGCCUCACUUACCAAAUCAACAGAUGUUGUAGAAAACCGAUUAUCAACAUUGAAUCUUAUGUUAACAGAAUCGUUACUAGCCUUUUGAAUGAUCCAGAGUUUCUAAAGAAUCAAAAUGGAUUCAACGACUAUUUACACGCCAUGUUCGUUGCUAAAAAAGACCUAGAAACUACUGUGUUGAACCUCACUCGAAACCUGGACUCAAAAUAUGACAGCUUGGUUGAGGACAACACUAGAAUUCUAAUGGACGCUGUGACGUCACGACUUAAAACAGAGAUGGAUGAAAAAAUGCAAAGCUACAAAGCUGAUAUCCUCUUGAAACAAAAAACUGACGUGAGCUUCAAAGGAUUGCCUAAUGAGAGAGUGAAACAGAUUGUAAAGGAAGCAUUGGACAUCUAUGACGCGGAUAAAACUGGGCUGGUGGAUUAUGCUAUGGAAACCAUGGGAGGACAGAUACUCACUACGCGCUGUACAGAGAACUAUCAUUAUGGUAAAGCUGUUGUGUCAGUGCUUGGGAUACCUUUGUGGUAUCCAACAAACACACCAAGGACUGUCAUUACACCCAGUAUGCAUCCUGGUGAUUGUUGGGCUUUCCAAAACUUCCCAGGUUUUGUCGUCGUGAAGUUGUCAAAUAAAGUCAAGAUCGAAGCUUUCUCCAUGGAGCAUAUCAGUAAGUUAUUAGUACCAGAAGGUAAAAUCGAUUCAGCGCCAAAACAUUUUGAAGUGUACGGACUUUCUGGGGAGGAUGACAGAGAUCCUGUCAAGCUUGGGGAGUAUGAGUACCAAUAUGACGGCGAGUCAAUCCAAUACUUUGCUGUGGAGAACGAAGGGCAUGUGUUUGAAGUGAUUGAAUUGAGAAUAACCUCUAACCACGGUAAUCCAAAUUAUACGUGUCUUUAUAGGUUUAGGGUGCAUGGAAAGCUUAGUCAUGAUCCUUCAUGAGGUAGUGAUAGUAAUAUAUGAUCUCGUAAAUUAAUUUCUGUAGCGGUGCGCUAUAGGCUAUUCCAAAUCACGUGACCGAUGGGCGAAAUUCGGCGUUGUCACAUUGGCAGAUACAGUUCGCAGUUACAGUCCUAGUGAAAGUUUCUUCAAACAUGACAUGAGCUACUAUCGAAGCUUCGAAAUCAUUUAAAAUGAUCUAAUUAACGAAAACAUGACCAUGUUUUCAGAUUUCGAAAUAUUUCGUAGUUUGAUUUUUAUUUUUGAAAACUUGAUGCUUAGUGACUUGACCUUGAAGGUCAUGGUCAAGGCCAUUCUUGGGUUAUCUCCAUAAACCUCUCAAAUGUAAAUAUUCAUUUGACCUAAAUGCCACCAUCAUUUUUCUCCUCGAUACCCUGUAGCUUUUGUUUAAAACUUUUUUGUAGUGUGCCCAUUUUUCGAAAUAUUUAUGUGGGUGGAUUAAAAUGUCAAGCUUCUUAUUACAGUUGAUGUUUUGGAAUAGUCUCUGUACUAGUAUAAUUUUUCGUAUCAUGAUCUAUACAAAAUAAUUGGUAUAAUUAAUUGUAAAACUCAGUAUUAGAUCAAUCUCCUUUAAUUGGCUAUUAGAAGUAGCGUACUUAAUUUCCAGCUAUAGUUUUUAAAUUUUUGCUCCAGCUCUUGUUCGUAAUAAGCAUAAGACUUUUGGUACCUUACAUUAUUUAAUCAAUACCCACACAACUUAUGAAUUUUUUAGUUCCUCUUUGUAAUAUUUUACCAACAAACACUCAUCGUUGUAAGGUAGCAAAAGGUCGAAUUCUACUGCAUUGUUUUGUAUAUUUGUUUAUCAAAUGUUGUUUUAUAUGUAUUUACACUCCGCACAAGAACUGACUAAUUGAACUUAUGCUAAUUAUUUAUUACUCCUGUGAAUAACUACCCCAAGGUCCUCUCAGCCUAACAAAGCCCGAACACGUGCAUGUAAUUUUUAUUUUUUGAAUUAUUUUUGCAUUUUCAUCCAAAGGUUUCGCUGUAAUAUUAGAUUGCACGUUAAUUUGUAAGGUUUUGUAUCCCAACUAACAUUUUGUAGGAUUAUUGUGAGUCUGUGAUUUGCUUUAAAUUAAAAAGUAAGAAGUACAAGAAUAUUAAAUUCGUAUGGCCUUAUAAAGAUGUGUAUAAUGUUUACCAGUGUUAAUAUUUAUAAAGCCAGGCUAAGACACGCACAGUCAUUAGUUUUAAGGAUUAACUUUAACAGUACUGUUAAGGAAUUGGUUUAUGAAAUAAGUCAAAGGGUGUGACUAUUCAAACAUUAUAAAAACUACAGUAGUAUGUGUAAUUGGCGGUAUACAUUAUCGGACAAAAUUAGAGAGACUAGACUGAUAAUGACUUUUAUAGAUUACAGAAAUAUAUUGAAUUUUUGUAACUGAGCUAAAAAACUUAUAUCAUUAAGUAGUUUCAAAUGAAAUAAAUUUAUAAACGUUGUUUCCAAAGAUUUAUUACAUAAAAUAAAAAAAUUAGGAAGACUUAUCCUUAAAAUACAUUUGUAUCCUAUAUUAAUGAAACAAAGCUAGUACUUCGGCAAGUACCUUUUGUUCUCAAUGACUCUUUGGCAUCGACCCAAUAAGAUUGGAAAUUACAGCUGGAUCAAUUGAUUUCCAAGCAUUUUCAAUCUCUUGAAAUAACUGAGCAGGAUUGCUGAUAUUUUUAGUUCGAAUCUUUUUCUCUAUUAUCUCCCAAAGAUUUUCGUUUAGGGUCAAUAUCAUGCUGGAAAGUAAACUUUAGCGGCAUUUCCCAUUCAUCUUCCAAUAUAGUACGAUACAUGAAUCGAUCCAUGGUGCCCUCAAUUUUGUGGAUUUGGACCCCGAAACCAGAAAAACAACCCCAAAUCAUUCUAUUGCCACCUCCGUGCUUGACGGUACCAGAAACAUAUUCUGGAUUAAGUCUUUUAUUUUCGGGACUAUAUCAAACUAAACACUAAACAAACCCUUGUUCCAGGUCUUAGCUGUCCAGUGGCGGUCACGUGUUGCAAAUAUCAUCCUAGCAAUCACAUUUUUUUUGAUAGAUAAGGUUUUCUAGCUGGUCUCCUUCCAGGAAGCCCCGCUUCCACGAAUCGUCGCUGAAAGAUGAAAAUUUCUGAACAUCCAACUGAGCCAACAGACAGCCCGGGUCCUUCUGACGUAAACGCUCAAUUCUCCUGUCCAACUGUUUUGCAGUUUUUCAAUACAAAAAAAAUCUUUAAACGAAAAUACCAUCUGCUACACAAAUAAACUGUUGAUAAUGAAAUUCUUCUGAUCGCCGGUAAUACACUGCUUAACAAAAAUUAAUAUUAUUUCAAGUACAGAAAACGGGAAUGGACAAAUAGCACAAUCUUUCUAUUUUUGUCCGAUAUUGUAUUUUGAUCUUACAAGUGCAUACAUAUUAAAAUAAUAUUAGUUUUGUAUUCUUGUAAUGUCGUGAUGCAUCACCUGUAUCUAUGACGAAAAAUUAUAAAAUAAUAGUGUAGUUACUAAUAGAUAUUUUUAUCAUAUGUCGUCAAAUAACAAUAUGGGACGAAAUUAAGUGGUAUUUUUUAAAUUGUCGAAUGUAGUGGCUGCACGCUGAAACUAAUUCAUUGUUAAUUCUACCUGGCAAACGAGACCUCAAAUCUUGGUUGCUGGCUCAACAUUGAAGUUAUGCUCUCCGAGCAAGAUUUAUUUGCAUUUGCAAUUUGAAAGUUGCAAGUUUGGUGAAUAACGGAUUUUAAGCAAAAUAUAUUAGUAUGUAUGUUUGAAUAAAACAGAGCUUUACUUACUUUAUUCUAUCUACUUCAUUUUGAUUUUGUGUGGCGUUAUUUCAUCUUCAAGAUUUAUCAAACUUCUUCUCGGGACUGAUUCCUUAUUGUAUAUCAAGCUCAGCUUUGUAGCUUGACAUGCGUUUCUGAUAUUUGUUUUACUUGUCACUAUCUUUUAUACUGAAAUUAUCAAAAUAUCUUAAUAUUUGACAAAUAAUGUACAUGAAAAUUGAUUUUGUAAGUACCUUAUGCACAAUAAUUUUAAUUUUAGGCUG